Messenger RNA from Suricata suricatta (meerkat), 2031 nucleotides. It is a transcript of the gene ASPSCR1, whose product is annotated as ASPSCR1 tether for SLC2A4, UBX domain containing. The transcript is spliced from 18 exons. NCBI's taxonomy places the organism in Eukaryota, Metazoa, Chordata, Mammalia, Carnivora, Herpestidae. The record is from RefSeq and is a predicted model, not a curated record. Gene Ontology annotation, molecular function: protein binding. The coding region runs from base 288 to 1967 and encodes 559 amino acids.
UUAGUCAAGAGACGGACUCUGUGCCUGCCGACGGAGCCACGGGGCCAGACCCGGUGGCUCACAGUCCUGUCGUCUGACUCCUAGGUUCUGGAGGACACAUGCCAGCGGCAGAACUUCAACCCCAGCGAGUACGAUCUGAAGGCCCACCCAAAUCCAGGAUGACCUCAUCUCAAGAUCCCUAACUCAGUUUUAUCUGCAAAGUUCCUAUUUCCAAGUUUCAGAGGAAUGUGCUUGACCUCUCUCUCCAGUGGAGAUUUGCCAAUCUGCCCAAUCAUGCCAAGCUGGAGAUGGUCCCUGUCUCCCGGAGCCGCGAGGGGCCCGAGAACACGGUUCGCAUCGCUCUGCAGCUAGAUGAUGGCUCUAGGUUGCAAGACACUUUCUGUUCAGGCCAGACGCUCUGGGAACUUCUCAGCCAUUUUGCACAGACCAGGGAGUGCCUGGAGCAGCAGAGCGAGGCCAGCCCGGUGUGUGUGUACAUGCGGAACGAGGUGACCGGCAGAGCCUCCUUACAGAGCACGACGCUGAAGUCUCUAGGCCUCACCGGGGGCAGCGCCAUCAUCAGGUUCUCCGCGAAGCGAUGCAGGCAGGAGCCUGGGGUCUCCGGGACCAAGACCCCAGGGAGCCCGACGUCCUCCUUGUCCACCGACCAGCCCACCGGCGCUCCUCUGCUCCCGCAGAACUCAGUGGGGCUCAGUCAGGGUGACGUGAGCCAUCAGGAUGAAGUGGGGACCUCCGGGGCCAGCCGCACGGACGCUCAAGCGAAGCAGAUCUUGAAGGAGCCCUCCCCCACCCCCUUUGUUCCUUUCUCUGGUGGGGGCCAGCGACUGGGGGGCUCGUCGGGGUCCGGAAGGUCUAUGACGUCCCCUUCAGCCAAACUGCCUAAGUCCUUCUCCAGCCCGGGAGGCCCCUCCAAGCCGAAGAAGUCGAGGCCUGGCCAGGAGCCCCGGUCGGAACCCGAGCCGCCGGUGGACCGGGACCCCGUGGUGUGCCACCCAGACCUGGGAGAGCUACUCCAGGCCUGGCCUGCAGAGCUGCCGGACGAGUUCUUCGAGGUGACCGUGGACGACGUGAGGCGGCGCCUGGCCCAGCUCAAGAGCGAGCGGAAGCGCCUGGAGGAAGCGCCCUUAGUGACCAAGGCCUUCAGGGAGGCCCAGAUGAGGGAGAAGCUGGAGCGGUACCCCAAGGUGGUCCUGAGGGUCCUGUUUCCCGACCGCUACAUCCUGCAGGGCUUCUUCCGCCCGAACGAGACAGUGGGGGACCUGCGGGACUUCGUGAGGAGCCACUUGGGGAACCCUGAGCUGCCAUUCUAUCUGUUCAUCACUCCUCCCAAAACGGUCCUGGAUGACCACACGUUGACUCUCUUUCAGGCUGACAGUGCGUGGUGGGCCCUCCCCUUCGCUGGUGUCUGCUUUGGUCCGACCCUCCCCAUGGCCCCCAAAGCUCCUGAAGGAGCCCUGGGGUGCUGUCUGUCCUGCCCAAGCAGCCUGAUUCCUGGUGACACCCUGCCCCCUGCCACCAGCAGCUGUCUCCUUUCAUCUGUCAGCUCAGCCUGGAGCUGCGGGGGCCUCCGUGAGGGGUGGCGUCCCCGCCCGCCCGCCGGCAGAGCUGGCCCGGCUCGGGGAAGGAAGCCUUCCUCCCUCGUGUGGGCAAACCUCUUCCCUGCUGCCCUCGUGCACUUCGGAGCUGAGGAACCGACAGGGCAGUUCCUGGAGCCCAGGCUGCUGGAGCACACCGUCUCCCCGUCUGCAGCUGACGUGCUGGUGGCCAGGUGCAUGUCCAGGGCUGCUGGGGCUCCAGCCCCGAUGCCAGCCCCUGACCCUGGACCCCUUGAAGUGGAGCCAACGGCUGUGGCGGGGGCCGUGGGACUCCCUGAGCCCAGGGAGCCCAGCCCCGGGAUGGCCCAGCCCGUCAGGAGGGAUCUGGGCAAGGUGCCCAAGUGGCUAAAGCUGCCAGCCAGCAAGAGGUGAGAGCCGCCAGCCUGGAGGUGCCCUGUCUGCCAGCCGCGGGAAUAAAGGUGUGAGCUGCUCUCGA